GUAUUAUUAUAUCAUUCAUUAAUAAUGAAGUCCAUCGUGCUCUGUCUGAUGGUGGUGGCGAUGGUGGCUGCGGCCCCACAGCGCGAAGGUGCUGCCUACAGCAAGGAAGCUAUCAAGCAGGCUCAGAGCACCCACCUUAUCCCCAAAGAUGCUGUCAUCCAGAAGGUACAAGAAGGCGUAGAACUUGCAGCUUAUGAAUCUAUUCCCGGCAACCAAAGAAUUAACUUGUUCGAGAUCCUCGGCGACCAGCUGCCCACUGAGGUCAUCAACAACCUCCAGUCUCAGAUCGACCACGUCGGCCACCAAUAGACCAUACAGCCGUAGAAGAAGCUUUUAGCUCUUCGAAACCAGUAACCAGGAAACAAGAUAUGAAAUAAUUAACGCGGGACAUCUGACGAAAGAAACAACACUCGUCACGCAACACUUUGCGGCUAUCCCGGUGCAAGUAAACAAAGUAGACCAGCUGACCGGGUGGAAGGUAGCGUGUUGUCAUGUAGUCCGUAGCCUUUCCCAAUAAAUGGACUAUCUGUCACAUAAAUCGGACUAGAAGUUUCUGAGAUUAAUGCGUCCAAACAAAGUAUUUAACUUUUUUAAUAUUAGUAUUUAUAUAAGAUAAUGUCCUGCCUGUUACUGGUUCCGAACUGUGCGGGGUGAAGCCCUAUUGUUAUAUAAUAUUUAAUUUAUUGGUGUCGCAAGUACAAGCAGAGUGUGAUAUUGUAACAUCUUUAUAUGUUUGUAGAUAAAUUUCAAUUAAAAUAAAUGGUCAUUGUGUCCAA
Messenger RNA from Vanessa tameamea, 776 nucleotides. RefSeq lists its product as uncharacterized. The transcript is spliced from 2 exons. NCBI's taxonomy places the organism in Eukaryota, Metazoa, Arthropoda, Insecta, Lepidoptera, Nymphalidae. The record is from RefSeq and is a predicted model, not a curated record. The coding region runs from base 25 to 309 and encodes 94 amino acids.